Molecule: messenger RNA, 1881 nt
Organism: Aphis gossypii (cotton aphid)
Lineage: Eukaryota; Metazoa; Arthropoda; Insecta; Hemiptera; Aphididae
Gene: Trp1
Product: translocation protein SEC62
Exons: 7
Coding region: 415-1638 (407 amino acids)
Biological process (GO): post-translational protein targeting to membrane, translocation
Cellular component (GO): endoplasmic reticulum; endoplasmic reticulum membrane
Source: RefSeq, a predicted model, not a curated record
AACUCGGUCAAUCAACGGGAUUUCAGUUUUCACAAUUUUACGCAUCGCAGUGCCCCAGUCAUCAUUCCGCCGUCCUGUACACGGUGGCUAUUGCGACCAAUUGUCGGUCAUUCGUUAUCGUACGACGAUACACAAAAAAUAUCGUCUCGUUAAUAGACAUUAUACUGUUUAUCUGGUCAACGUCGAACGUGUCUUCCGCUCUCAUUUUUCGUUGUUAUUCUUGUUUCCGUUUUCAAUUCUUACCACGCACUAACAAAACGGUCGGCGGCGGUGAAUACGACGCAUCAGCAGCAGCUGUACUGUAUAAUUAGUAACAGUGGUCUAUCGUUUGGUGGAUGUUUCGGUCUUUUGGAUAAUAGAAAUACGCCCGCUCCUGUAUAAUGGCCGAAAAAAGAAAAGGCAAACGGCGACGGGAUGAGGAGUACAGCUUGGACCCUGAGACCUCAGCUGACAAACCCAGCAAGACCGAGUACUCUGUGGCUGCUUGGAUACGUAAGAAUGUUCCACACAAGAAGACAAAAUUUGCAGGCCACAAUGUCGAGUACUUUACGGGUCUGUGCUAAUAACUUGAUUUGCUCUGCUUGUGUUGAUAAUAUGACAUAUUGCUUAUUAUUUUUUUUUGUCCUUUUAGGUAGCAAAGCUGUUGACAGUUUGUUGGAAUCAAAAUGGGCUACCAGUGAGAAGUUGUUCACUACCAGACAAGAGAUCGAAGCGUUUUUGGACUUAAUGUUAAAGCAUCAAUUUUAUCACCGUGCUAAGAAAGUACCAAUAUCUGAUCAAGAACUUAAAGCUAUGAAAAAUAAGAAAUCCAAAAAAUCAAAUGAUACUGAUAAAGACGAGAAGAAGAAAACAGAUAAAAAGAAAAAAGAUAAGAAAGAUGAUGAAAGCGAGGAAACUAGUAAAGAUGACAAAAUUGAUGAUGAUAAAAUCAAAUCUACUGAAAUUGAACGGAAAAAAAAAAGUCGGAAAAUACGUUUAGAAAUGCACAUGGAACAGUCAUUUGUUGAUAAUUUGGAUGCAUAUGUUUGGAUUUAUGAUCCUAUUCCAUUUUAUUAUUGGGUAAUUGGAACAUUUAUUGUAUUUGGUGGAAUUGGAAUUUGUUUAUUCCCAUUAUGGCCACCACAAGUGAGAAUGGGUGUGCAGUACUUAAGUAUAGCAGCAGCAGGAUUUCUAAUAUUUAUUAUUGUUUUGGCCAUUCUUAGACUAGUCUUAUUCAGUUUACUUUGGAUAUUGACUACAGGCAAAUUACAUUUUUGGCUAUUCCCAAAUUUGACAGAAGAUGUAGGGUUCUUUGCUUCAUUUUGGCCAAUUUAUACUUAUAGUGUAUUCUAUAAGAAAAGUACUAAAAAAGGAAAGAAAAAAAAGGAGAAAUUAUCAGAUGAUGAGGAAGAAGAUGAUAAAAAACUGGAUGAUUGUGAUGAAGAAAAAAAGUCUUCAGAAUCUGAAAUUGACGAAAAGGUUCCUGAAACAGAAACAUUUGAACAUGACAACACUUUAUUAGAUUCAGAAUCUGGGAAAUUUGAAAAUCCAAAGUGUUCUGAAGAUUCCUCUUCAACUGAUACAGAAUCAAGUAGCCAGCAGUCGCACAGUGGUAAUGAUUUUGUCAUGGUUGAAAAACAUGAUGCCCAAGACACAUAAUAAUAAGUAAUUAUCUAUAAAGUUUGUACUUCAUCAUGUUAACAUUUUAAAUUAAUUCUUUGUUAUGUUUUUUUUUUUUUUAUUAUUAUUAUUUUUCAGAUAAAAUUAACAAAUCCUUUUAUUUAUGUUUUCCAAUAGCUUUUGCUGUGGUAUGAUUUAAAAUUAAUAAAAUAAUUUAUUAUUGUUUUACUGUUAUCCUAUUAUAACUUAUAUUCAAUAAACUGCAUUAUUAUUAUUUUUUUA